This is a messenger RNA of Corylus avellana, 2196 nucleotides long. RefSeq names its product MATE efflux family protein. Lineage: Eukaryota; Viridiplantae; Streptophyta; Magnoliopsida; Fagales; Betulaceae. Gene Ontology annotation, biological process: xenobiotic detoxification by transmembrane export across the plasma membrane. Gene Ontology annotation, molecular function: xenobiotic transmembrane transporter activity; antiporter activity. The record is from RefSeq and is a predicted model, not a curated record. Gene Ontology annotation, cellular component: membrane.
CUUUUUCUGCAACAACAAUAAUUGAGAGCUUCUCUGCCUCUCCAUUUCUCACUUUCCGUUUCUCUCUCUAAACUUUCUCUGUCUACUCACCCAACCUACUUAUACAUUUCAGUAAGUAGUUGCCAAUACAUAUCAACCCAUCUCUUGCUUUUGGCUUGAUUGGCUUUCUAUUUUCCUCUGAUGCAUAACGAGAAAACAGAGCGUGUGUGAAGCAGGCCCUACUUUGUACUUCCCUUCCCUCUUUGGCUCUUGGAAUUACUCCAAACCCACCAAGCCACCAACCAUCCUCUGUUUUUUACUCCUAUUUUCCCCCAUCUUCCAUUUUGAAAUCCUCUGCCCUCUUUUACCCAUGCCCAUCACGUCCUCUCACAGUUAAAAGAGUAAUUACCUGAAAAAAGACUACAUGCCAUUUUGGAGGCUUCUCCCUGAAACCAUCACUAAUUGAAACUUCAAAAGGAAGAAAAACAAAUGGCGGAUAGAGACCCGGAUUUCUAUUCCCAUAAAUCCCCCUCAUCUUCGCAGGUAAUAGAAGAGCUGAAAGAGCUAUGGCUCAUGGCGUUGCCGACCACAGCCACGAACUUCAUGGCCUUUUUUCGGUCAGCGGUGUCGGUUUUGUUCUUGGGACGCCUCGGCAGCCUAGAGCUGGCCGGAGGAGCGCUGUCCAUCGGCUUCACCAACAUAACAGGGUACUCUGUUCUGGCCGGCCUUGCCUCAGGGCUGGAACCGGUGUGCAGCCAAGCCUACGGUUGCAAAAACUGGGACCUUCUCUCGCUCUCCCUCCAGCGCAUGAUCUUCAUACUGUUGCUAGCCAUCAUACCCAUCAGCCUCUUGUGGGUGAACAUGGAAACCAUCAUGGUUUCGAUGGGGCAGGACAAGGACAUCACCGCAAUGGCGGCGACCUACUGCAUCUACUCCCUACCAGACCUUUUCACAAACACUUUGCUGCAGCCGCUGAGGGUUUUCCUAAGGUCGCAGCGGGUGACGAAGCCGAUGAUGUACUGCUCCCUAUUGGCGGUGGCUUUCCAUGUGCCACUUAACAUAUUGCUGGUGGUGGUGAUGGGGCUCGGGGUGCCGGGGGUGGCGAUGGCGUCUGUGCUGACGAACCUGAACAUGGUGAUGCUUAUGGUGGGGUACGUUUGGUGGGUGGGGCGGAAGGGAGGGGAGAUGAGAUGGAGGGGCGGGAAUGGGAUCGAUCUGAAAGAUGUGUGUUGGGGUGGUGUGGGUCCCUUGCUACAACUGGCGGUGCCGAGCUGUCUGGGGAUGUGCUUGGAGUGGUGGUGGUACGAGAUUGUGACGGUGAUGGCUGGGUACUUGCCGAAUCCAACUCUCGCUGUCGCCGCCACUGGGAUUCUCAUUCAGACCACUAGCAUGAUGUACACUGUCCCCAUGGCCCUCGCUGGCUGUGUCUCUGCCAGAGUUGGGAAUGAUCUCGGAGCUGGCAAGCCAUACAAAGCCAAGCUAGCAGCGAUGGUUGCUUUGGCAUGCGCCUUUGUGAUUGGCAUUAUCAACGUGACAUGGACGGUGAUCCUUAGAGAAAGAUGGGCUGGUCUCUUCACAAAAGAUGAGCUUGUCAUGGCAUUGGUUGCCUCGGUUAUGCCCAUCAUGGGGCUCUGCGAGCUCGGCAAUUGCCCGCAAACCACCGGGUGCGGUGUCCUCCGCGGCACUGCACGGCCAGCCGUGGGCGCCCGUGUCAACUUGGGGUCGUUUUACUUCGUCGGCAUGCCUGUGGCCGUUGGCCUAGCCUUCUCGCUGAAAUUCGGGUUCAGCGGGCUGUGGUUCGGCCUCCUCUCUGCUCAGGUGGCUUGUGUUGUCUCAAUCCUCUAUGUUGUGCUUGCCCGCACGGAUUGGGAGGCUGAAGCUACCAAGGCCAGGAAGCUUACCGGGUUAGAGAUGAAUAAAUGCAAUGGGGUUCAUGUUGAAGAAUGUGAGAAAGACGAAGAGAGGAAAAGGUUGUUGGUAAAUGGAAAUCACAACAACAACAACAACGUACAUGAUGUUUGCUAGAGAAAUUAGCAUCAGCAUGCAGAGAAAUGAGAAUGUAUGGGGGAUGUUGUUGGGUUUUGGGAUGUGUUUGUUUUUUUGUUGGUUAGUUGGUUUGUGGGUUGCUGUUCAAUAUUUGAUGGGGGUUGUGUCAUGGAACUGUUUUGUUAGCCGACUGAGUCACUCCCCAUGCAAGUGUUACAUAUUUUUAAGAAA